CGAGGGAGGAGAACGUGGCCACCUUCCGCGGCUCGGAGUACUUCUGCUACGACCUGUCCCAGAACCCCAUCCAGAGCAGCAGUGACGAGAUCACGUUGUCCUUCAAGACCUGGCAACGCAACGGCCUGCUCCUCCACACGGGGAAAUCUGCAGACUAUGUCAACCUGGCGCUAAAAGAUGGCGCCGUGUCCCUCGUCAUCAAUCUGGGCUCCGGGGCCUUUGAGGCCAUCGUGGAGCCGGUCAACGGAAAAUUCAAUGACAACGGCUGGCACGACAUCAAAGUGACACGCAACCUGAGACAGCAAUCAGGCAUUGGACACGCUAUGGUGACUAUCUCCGUGGAUGGCAUCCUCACAACCACUGGCUACACCCAGGAAGACUACACCAUGCUGGGCUCCGAUGAUUUCUUCUACGUGGGGGGGAGCCCCAGCACUGCGGAUCUGCCCGGAUCUCCUGUUAGCAACAACUUCAUGGGCUGCCUCAAAGAGGUGGUGUACAAGAACAAUGAUAUCCGUCUGGAGCUUUCCCGCCUCGCCCGCAUCGUGGACCCCAAGAUGAAACUCCAGGGCGACGUGGUCUUCAAGUGUGAAAACGUCCCCACCCUCGACCCCAUCAACUUCGAGACGCCCGACUCCUACCUGGCGUUGCCCAAAUGGAACACCAAACGCGUCGGCUCCAUCUCGUUUGACUUCCGCACCUCCGAACCCAACGGCUUGAUACUCUUCACCCACGGGAAGGCCCAGGACCGGCGGGACGCUAAGGGCCAGAAGAACAACAAGGUGGACUUCUUUGCGGUGGAGCUGCUGGACGGAGGGCUGUUUCUGCUGCUGGACAUGGGGUCCGGCACCAUCAAGGUCAAAGCCACGCAGGCCAAGGUCAACGACGGCGCCUGGCACCACGUGGACAUCCAGAGGGACGGACGCUCAG
Notothenia coriiceps (black rockcod) is the source of this 927-nucleotide messenger RNA. Its product is annotated as neurexin-3a-like. The record is from RefSeq and is a predicted model, not a curated record. The transcript has 4 exons. NCBI's taxonomy places the organism in Eukaryota, Metazoa, Chordata, Actinopteri, Perciformes, Nototheniidae. The annotation marks the transcript as partial.